Hyla sarda is the source of this 724-nucleotide messenger RNA. RefSeq lists its product as uncharacterized. Lineage: Eukaryota; Metazoa; Chordata; Amphibia; Anura; Hylidae. Bases 359 to 715 code for a protein of 118 amino acids. The record is from RefSeq and is a predicted model, not a curated record. The transcript has 3 exons.
ACCACACACACCCAUGCAUUAGACACAAUGACAUUGCUCUUGUUCUGACAGGACUGGAAACUUGGAUAGAAACCUGUUAUUGUGAUUCAAGGAAGUGAUAUUUGAGGAAAUGAAGAGUACAGGAUAUAGAGCUGGAGCUCUUCACUUACAUAUUGGAUAUCAUACCUGCAACUCCUAAACCGACUGGCCCAUGUAAAGUGUUCAUCAAUUGUUGCCAAGUUGACAUCAGCAGGAUUAACAAAUCUCCCACACCCAUUCAUUGUGGCGAAGGUGUAUAGUCACAUUCCCCUGCACAGCAGAGUGUGUGCUGGUGCAAGACUCAUCUGGUUGAAAGCUCUCCAAGUCCUAGAAGUUAAGGAUGAGUGGUUGUAGUUGUCUGCGCCCAGAGACUGAUUCAGAGGAUGAGUACAGGGAAAGUUCUGAAAAUGAGCCAAAAGAGGAAGUGGUCACCAAGGUGGAUGGAGAUGUGAUCGUGUCUGCAGCUGUUGCAGGUGCAGCAUACAAAGUUCAGAACAGUCGAGACCGUGAAAUGGAACGGAAAAAGAUAAGGGAACGGGAAAAAAAGCGGGAGCAUGAAAGACAAAAAGAAAGAGAGAGAAACAUGGAAAGGGAAAAAGACAGAAGAAGGCAAAGAGAAAGAAAAAAACAAGUGGAGAAACAGAAACAGACUAGCAAGUCUAGACAGAAACAAGCAGAAAAACAGAAAAAAAAAUAAAUAGGUUGA